UUUCUAAGAGCACACGUAGUGGAGUACCUUGUUGCUAUUUUCACUGAGCUCCUGCACUCUCAGAGAGAACCCUUUGCUCUCUGCUUGAUGUUCCAGCUCUACGAUAAAGAUCUGGAGUCUCUGAAAACUGCUGAGUAUCCUCAGCUCUACCAGUUUAACCAGUACUAUAAACUCUGGAUACCCAAGCAGUCUCAGGAACCUGUGUUUAAAAACCACGAGGAGGUAAGCGAAGAACCUGCUGUGCCGCUGGAUUCUGUAUUUACCACUUUGCUAAAGAGAGCCUAUGAGAGAGGAAGCAAGACCCUGCUGGAAGGUGGUGUUCAGACAAAAUUGAGAGACUUGGCUUCCUGGCUCCCACCUGACCAGCUUUUGUUGGGAGUAAAGCACGUGCUGUUAUACCUGAAAUCCACAGUGGAGAACUUCAGCAGUGUAAGAGCAAUAUUGUAAUAAUAUUGUGCUUAUGUUUGGUUUAUUUUCAUGUAGAAGGUACAAAUGACUUAGCUGUUAAAAUUUAGGCUCCAGUUCUGUAGCUCUUUUUUCUGUACUUGUCUCUGAGGCUGCACAGCACCGUACAACACUGCAUGUAAUUUGUAAACAAACGCCAGUUCUUACUAUUGAGAAGCCUCAGAUUUACUUUGCAUGGGUUACCUUGCUGAUUGGUGUGAGUGCAAAUAAACUC
Ficedula albicollis (Collared flycatcher) is the source of this 679-nucleotide messenger RNA. Its product is annotated as nucleolar pre-ribosomal-associated protein 1-like. NCBI's taxonomy places the organism in Eukaryota, Metazoa, Chordata, Aves, Passeriformes, Muscicapidae. The transcript has 2 exons. The coding region runs from base 88 to 447 and encodes 119 amino acids. The record is from RefSeq and is a predicted model, not a curated record.